This is a messenger RNA of Neopsephotus bourkii (Bourke's parrot), 1751 nucleotides long. RefSeq names its product misato mitochondrial distribution and morphology regulator 1 (gene MSTO1). The record is from RefSeq and is a predicted model, not a curated record. Gene Ontology annotation, biological process: mitochondrion distribution. The transcript is spliced from 13 exons. Lineage: Eukaryota; Metazoa; Chordata; Aves; Psittaciformes; Psittacidae. Gene Ontology annotation, cellular component: cytoplasm.
GGGGGGUGCGGGAUGCGCAUGCGCCGCGGGGCACGAUGCCGGGCGAGGCGGUGACGCUGCAGCUGGGGCCGUACGCGGGCAGCGUGGGAGCGCACUGGUGGGGGCUGCAGGCCGCCGCGCUGCGCCGCCCCGCAGAGCCCCCCGAGCUCCGCUCCUCCGCGCUGCUGCGCUCUGCGCAGGCGCCGGGCGGGAGGGAGGAGCACGCCCCGCGGCUCGUGGCGCUGGAGCUGAAAGGCGGAGCGGGCGCGCUCGGGACCGGAGACGGGGGCGCGGAGGCUCCAGUGACCUGGAACGGGGCGGUCGCCGCUUACCUGGAGCACGGCCCGGGCGGGGCCUCCGGCGGCGCGGCUCAAGGUGCGAAAACAAAACCGGCUCCUUCUCACCCCAGGGGCGGUUGAGAGCUGCAGGAGCUUCCCUCUUCCCAUCUCGUUCCAGGUCCGGCUCCUGCCCCUUCCCCUCUCGCCGCUGCCCAGGACGUUCCCUCGGGCAGGAAUGCGCAGCUCUGGUCCCAUCACCUCAAUGUGCAGCUGCAUCCCAAGAGCCUCUACGUCAUCCGGCAGUACAUGCACGAUGGGGACUGCGGGUGUCUGGAAGCCUUUGCCCAAGGUGAAGGGCUCCUGCAGGACCCGGCCUGCAUGGAGGAGCUGGAGGAUCGCUUGCACUACUUCACUGAGGAGUGCGAUUCCCUUCAGGGCUUUCAGGUUCUCUGCGACCUCCACAGCGGCUUCUCGGGGGUGGGCGCCAAGGUGACGGAGCUGCUCUGUGAUGAGUACUCGGGGAAGGGAAUCCUGAGCUGGGGCUUGGCGCCAGCCCUGAGCAGCGUGGCUGAUCCCCAGCGGAGCGCGUACAGGCUGAUGAACACGGCCCUGGGCAUCGUCCAGCUCUCCACUCACAGCUCCCUCUUCUGCCCCCUGUCCCUCAGCGGGAGCCUGGGGCUCAAGCCACGGCCUCCUGUGACCUUCCCCUACCUCAGCUAUGAUGCCUCCCUCAGCUACCACAGCAGCGCCGUCCUGGCAGCGGCCCUCGAUACCCUCAGUGUUCCCUAUCGGCUCAGCUCCUCCCAGGGCUCCAUCCUGCACCUCGCUGAAACGCUCAACUUCUCGGGGAGGAAGGUUGCGGCUGCCUGGGCCUCUCUUCCCUUCCCUGCCCUCCACGGCUCCUCCCUCCGCGAUGCUUUGUGCGCGCACCAGGACGUGCCCUGGGAGCUCCUGGCUCCGUGCAGGGAGCGGAAGGGCAGCUCCUGCUUCGCUCAGUCCGUUGUGCUCCGAGGGCUCGGCAGGGGCAGACCCAGCAGCUCUGCAGGGAGCCAGCCCCGCUCUCCCCUCCGUGCCUGUGGGAGCUCUGAGCACGUCCUGCAGCGUUACUUACACACCGCGUUCCCUGGGGCCUUCAGCACAUCCCACGUGCUUGAGCAGCCCUGUUACACCCCAGCUCCGUACCCCCAGUUCUUCUCUCCUCGUCUCAGCAACCAAGGCUUCCUCCUGGAGCACGCUCCCACUUCCUCCCCAGCAGCUGUGGAGAGCAUCCCCGUGCUGGCAGCGCUGCGCUCUGCCCCCGUGCUCCACACGCUCCUCUAUGGCUUGUACAAGGACCUGCAGAGGCUGAACGCGCGGCGCUGCCCCAGUUUCUUCUCUGCUGGCGUGGAGCAGGAGGAGUUCCAGGAGGCCUUGGAGCAGCUGAGGACUCUGGCCCAGUGCUACGAAUGGGAGCUGGAAGCGCAGGGGUCCGGAGGUGAAGCAGACUCAGACUGA